UCGGAAACCGGAGAGCAGCAUAUUGCUGUCCGCGCUAAUCGAUAUCUGAACCCAAACACUAGCAGUCGAAGCGAGCGCUGACCUGGAAACGAAGCGGCAAAAAACGACGGGGGUUCGCUUGGGGCAUCCCCUCGAACGCGAUGCCAGCAGCAGCAGACGAUGCAGCGAGCAUCAGACGAUGCAGUCACUGAAAGUGUAGCGCUGCUGCUACGACAUACCAUCAUAGACAGAGACCACGACUGUGAAUUUUAUCAUCAGCUCGCCGGCAAUAUGGCGGGACUGUACAUCGGGGGGACACCUGUGUCCCUUAUCACCAUCGCAUGUGGGACCUUUUUGUAGCAGUGCCUUUCUUGGAGCAGACGGAAAGAAGUAUCCAAAGAGUUGCACUUUCAACAUCGUGAUCAUCAUUGCCGCUGAGUAUACUUUUCUUUGCCAAAGGUCACUCCGGAAACAACUUCUCGCAUAAAAUGUGUUGAAAAAGUUCGAGUUAUUGAACUAAUAUUUCUAAAUUUCAAAUGGACAUUUUUCACCAGCUGUACAGACUCAAGCGAGAAGUGAUUGCUCGACUGGUAGGGUCGUUAUUAUGCCUGCUUUUUUAAAGAAGACUCAUUUUCAAGGUAUUUGCAUUCGAGAAACAAUUCUUUUUUUAUAAUUUGUUUUGUAAAUAUUUGACUGUGAUUAAUUUAACGUGAUAGCUUAAAGCAACUGCAUUUUAUUUCUCUUAAGAGAUGUAAAUUGAAGAAAUGCUGCCUGAAAUUAAGAUUUACUUUUUAAUUGAGAGGGAGCAUUGAUUAAUACUGUUCAUAAUAUUGAUGAAAAUGAAAGUUAAACGAAAAAUUUUUCAAAAGGAUCCUCAUUUAUGAUUUUAUUCUAGGUUUAAUGAUUUGACACCUUUAAGAUAGCGUCUGUUAAUACAAUAUAUUGAAAACUAGGUUAAGCUGUUGCACAAGUGGAAGUUAGUUAUUAUGAUCAAAUUGGAAAAUAAGUUAAAUAUCUUCGAUAUGUUAUGGGAUUAAUAUAUGAACUUUUUUUGCGAAUACAGCAAAAGAUUUUCGAACUCACAUUUAUAAGCUCAAACCAAUCCCAAAUCUUUCACCCAAUUUCUGCUUAUGGAUUCCUAAAUUGGUGGACAAACGGGUAUCAACACAUUGUUCAGGACCAUAUUUUUUACUCAUAAGACUGAAUGCUGAACUGUAAGAAAAUUUGAGUUAGAAAUCUUGAUGUCUUCUUUCUGUUGUAUGGUCGCCCUUUCUCAGGCGAGAAUAAAAAAUAAAGAUAGCUCAUGCUCGAAAGGGGGUACUCUCGGCUUUAACCACCCUUUCAACCCGACCCCCUGGUCAAUGCGACGACUACGUCGGAAGGAAUGAAGAAACAAAACGUGCGGACAUUGUCACUGAUCGUGUGCACGUUUACAUAUCUGCUGGUGGGAGCCGCAAUUUUCGACGCACUCGAAUCGGACAACGAGGACCGACAAAAAGAAGCUCUUCAGUACGUUGAAAAUCUCCUCAUGGAGAAAUACAAUAUUUCGCAAGAAGAUUAUAGGAUCUGGACUACUAUAGUUAUCAAAAGCGUGCCCCACAAGUCUGGCAUCCAAUGGAAGUUUGCGGGAGCCUUUUAUUUCGCUACCACAGUUCUCACCACAAUAGGUUAUGGCCACUCUACUCCAGCUACAUGGGGUGGGAAAACAUUCUGCAUGUUCUACGCCUUAGCUGGAAUACCUUUGGGUUUGGUGAUGUUCCAAAGUAUUGGUGAAAGACUAAACACGUUUGUAGCUUAUUUGCUGAAAUUCGGUAAAAGAUGCUUGAAAAUGAGAAACACUGAAGUUUCAGAAACCAAUCUAAUCUGUCUGGUUUCCAUCCUGUCAACAGUUGUGAUGACUACUGGAGCAGCCGCCUUCUCGAAGUACGAGCGCUGGGAUUAUUUUGAUGCUUUCUAUUACUGUUUCAUAACUCUUACUACUAUAGGAUUUGGUGAUUAUGUUGCGCUUCAAAAGGAGAGUGCUCUUCAGAGUAAACCUGAGUAUGUUGCUUUUAGUCUUGUAUUCAUUUUAUUCGGUUUAUCAGUAGUGUCUGCAGCAAUGAAUCUUCUUGUCUUGAGAUUCAUGACAAUGAAUACAGAAGAUGAACGCAGAGAUGAAGCAGAGGCUCAGUCAGCUGCCCAAGAAGGUGUAAGAUUGGAAGGUGACGUCAUAACGGCAAAUGGCUCUAUCAUUUCCGGACAUGAUCCAAAUCUAUCUUCGGAAGUGGACGAGAUCACUUCAGUGUGCUCGUGUACUUGCUAUGGGCACAGACGGACGGCAAGAAAUGGAUAUUCCUUCCGUAGAUCAUCAAGCAAAAACAAAGUUCACCUACUGCCCAUGAAUGUAUUAACUAGGGACAACAGAAUAAUCGGAGAGCAGCCGCAUGAAGGAAAUCUUGUACAUGCCAAUACUGCACUUUAUUUUCCUUACGAUGAUAUAAAAAAUAAACGUGCCUCAAUAUGAUAGUAAGUUGUCCUUACGGGCGCGUAUUCAAAUGAACCAAAUAUCAAAGGAGAACACGCAGUAGUCGUGCUCAAAGGCACUAGUUAAUGGCAUUUUUACCGUCAAUUCUAGUACAUCUUUUACUAUGUAUGCAGGAGCUGGUACAUUACAAGUUUCAUUACAAGACCAAAGUUUUAAAUAUUUUGUGACUAAGUAAAUGUGUAUAAUGUAGGGUCCAGUGUUCGGAACAACAUAUUUUUCUAUUACAUCUGGGAAGGCAACUUUAUUCAUAGAAGGACAAACAUCUUAGUGACUUGAGAAUACUGUCCACAUCUAUAUGGUAGUUUAAAAUAAGUUCUAUAUCUAAAGCCGUUGAAAGGCUUUGGAUAAUAAGUGCUUCCCAACCGUAUAUUACGGCACUCAGUAUUGCCUCGACGCAUUGUUGCGCGGAGCCGGGUUUUCUCUUUCAUAUUUUUAAAAGAUGUCUUAUCUAUUCCCAGUUUCUCAUUGUCCUAACUGGACGCCUAUAGGCGCUUGAAGUGCAUAUGUUUUUACGUAAUUCUUUAUAAAAAUAUAAGAGACUUAUCCAUUUGCUUCGAUAUAAGAGUAUGAGCUCUAGAGCCAUUUGGACACGCAUGAAGUAUUGCGGAAAAAUGUUUGCCCAUUAUUUAAUCUUCUUAGUAUUUUCUCCAUUUAAAUGUGAGAUAUGUUAGAAUUAGGCAAAUUUUGUGAUAUAUAAAACAUUUUUGACACUUCAUUAAAAUUCUAGCUAUUAUUAUACACUUCAAAAGUUACCUAACCAAUUAAAAAUGAAAUAAUUCUUCUAUCGCAUUAAUAUUAAUUUUUGUUGGGGGUAACUUUUAAAACAUAUAUUAUCCAUGUAUAUGAAAAAUAUUUUUAAAAUAUGUAUGUGGUCGUCUGAAAUAUUUUUGGUGAAUCUUUCUAUAUUAAUCAAAAUGCUUUCUCUAUUUAUACACAC
Molecule: messenger RNA, 3440 nt
Organism: Stegodyphus dumicola
Lineage: Eukaryota; Metazoa; Arthropoda; Arachnida; Araneae; Eresidae
Product: two pore potassium channel protein sup-9-like
Biological process (GO): potassium ion transmembrane transport; stabilization of membrane potential
Cellular component (GO): plasma membrane
Molecular function (GO): outward rectifier potassium channel activity; potassium ion leak channel activity
Source: RefSeq, a predicted model, not a curated record